Molecule: messenger RNA, 7233 nt
Organism: Spirometra erinaceieuropaei
Lineage: Eukaryota; Metazoa; Platyhelminthes; Cestoda; Diphyllobothriidea; Diphyllobothriidae
Source: the annotation of a GenBank genome assembly
AUGUUCCGCACCUUGUAUAUCUUCGUUGUUAUCUACAUUAUGCGCGGAUGUCCGAAAAUUAUGCGUACGUUUUCGGGAGGUUUUUAGCUUGCCAUUAUGUAAUUUUAAUAGUUAUGCCUUCUUUAAAAAUAAUUUAAAAACGAUUUAUGAUAAUAUCGAUGUUGAUUAUCUAAUGGCUGCAAAAUCCGACUCAAGGCAACUGGCGUAAAAGUGAAGAGUUUUCGUAAACAUAUUUUCUUCUGGACCGUGAAAGUAGCCCAUUUUAGUCUUGAACAAGGUAUGGAUUGGAAACGAUUAGAAAAAUUCAAAAAAAGAUUUGGAUUGGUUCUGACCGUCUAUCCAACAAUCGAUCAAUGAGCAGCAUAUCAAGAACCAGGAAAACAUUUAUUUUAUUUAUCUAAGCAUACAAUUACAAAAUCCUUGCAUGCAGGUUAUUUCUCAUUUCUCAGACACACUUGCAAUAUGUGAGAGAAGGAGUUGCAAUCGCUGGAGCAAAAAAAACUUUAUCUACCUUGCUUUUUGAAUGCAUAGGCAAUCAUAUAGGAUUCACUGGCUUAAUCCGUUCACAAGGUGUACGAGGUGUUUAUUGACAAGGAAGCAAGUUUUAUCGCGCAUGUAGCGUAGUACAGAUAGAGCAAGAGGCCGCUCGGUCGAAACUGUCUGAGAAGUAAAGGAGCGCUGAAACCCCCAGUCUGCGCACUCGGACAAUGCCUGACAAACACAACGCUUCCGCGGAAUACGUCUACAAAUCUUCAAGCAAGUGCCAUGAUUAGGUGCACUCUGGCAAAUCGGCACUGCUUAUUUUUAUACUACGUUGUUUGCCGUUAUGCGGUCAUAUAGAAUCUGCCAUCCGUGCCGUUAAAACGCUGGUCGUUGAAAUGAAAUAGGUGACGGCGACGGUAAGGUACGUGACCAAACGUAACAGUCGGUGGAUCGGGAAUUGUGCCAUAUGGGGCUUUAUGUUGAAAUCAUUUUGCAAACCGUUCCAUCUCUUAUGACGAAAAUUAGUAUACGCGAACUCGAAUCGUUAUAAAAAUUAUGUUCCUUUUGGAAUUUGCCUCCUGGUUAUUUUUCAAUUAUCCCGCCAUCGUCCGUUGUCCUUGGAAAGGAUUGGACAAGACUUCCGGCACAAACUCAAAUAAUUCCUGUGCUUUCUUGUACUUCGUAUUCUACUGUCUGGCAUGCUGUUCCACCUAUAAAACCCCCAUUACCGCCAUCCUCGUAUGACACCAUGUACAACCUACUGGCAGUUAAGUGGGGUCCUUUACUUCACUACUGCCCAAUGGGCCAACUGCAAAUUGUUCAGGACGGAGGAAUGAAGAUAAGCGUACUGUGUGGAUUUCAAAAGAGUCUUAAACUGCCGUUAUUCUUCCAAAAUGAGUCAACAAUAGCUACACCUUAAUAAUAAUAAUAAUAAUCAAGGCAAAACAAAUACAAUGAGGCUCAUUAUUGGUUUGUGCACACGUAAAGUUCCCUGCAAAUUUGAGCUCGCUGUGUUUUUAGACAGUUUGACAAUAUUAGAGACUAAUUGUAUUACAUAAAAACGACUAUUAUUUUAUAUUUGACGAUAAAGCAUACCUUAAUACAUUUAUUAUAAAAAUCUAACACACAUUCAGAAAUAGAGCCCAUAUUUUGUUUUCUCGCCUGCUGGUACAAAAUAAAAAACACAAUUUAACCCAAAAGCAUGUGAGAAUACUUAGUCCCGUAAUUCAUGCAUAUGUAAUGAAGAGAGCUGCAAAGACACAAGUCAUGAUCAUUUUAAUUCCUUCCUCAUAACAGCGCUUGUCGAUCACAACCGAACCUACACGAGUUCCUGGGUUUUGAAUUUUACCUCCAAUCUUGAAAUCUUGACGUCAACCAACGUGCGUGUUAAGCCCCUCGCGGACUACUAUGUUUCUUCUGAUGCCAAACUUUCGCACAGCUCGCCGUCUGGGGAAGCCAUUUAUACUGGCAUUAACACAUCCAACAUCCAUGUUCAUCUUCAACCCCGCGUCUCUGCUAGCUCGUCAUACGGACCAACAAGUAUAUUUCAUUAUCACCUUGUGUACAUUUCCUUGCUAAUAAUGUUGAGUAUGCUUAAGUGAUCGGGCUUAUAGUAUUACAGCUAGUUAGCUUGGAUUAAACCCAAAUCGACCAACCGUUGCAAAAAAAUAGCCAUCCAGGCAUAGCAGGAUUAGGCAUAUACUUAUCUAUAAAGAAGAUGACCGCAUGAUCAUUUCAGGUCUCCUAUAGGAGUCCAUCCUCAGAGACUGAGAGAAUGCUACGUCAAAUGAACAGGUAGUCUAGUCAGAGGGAAGAAAUGGAGGAGGAAGUGUUGGACGGGUUGAUGUUCGCGAUUAUACUGAGUUUUGUUGAUCGCGCGUUCAUUGUAUUGUUUGAAUAAUAACGUGCAAUUCACAUAUCCGCUUCUAUAUGUGUCCGAAUACAGACACUGAGUAAUUGCCCUUAUUCAGGAGUUAAAAAUUGCUACAUUAGAAAUACAGCGUCUUCAUUUAAAAUACUUUGGUAGGAUUUGCAGCGUCCCCUAUCGGUCUGACAAAUUUAUGCACAGUUGUUUUCGUGAUUGGAUUCUCCACAGAGUAUUGCCACAAAUAGGUAUCAUAUCAAUUGGCAAUCAACCUUAAAUAUGCAUUCUAAACCUCACUUUAUCCGCAGCCCCUUUAAGCCCGAAUAAUGCUGAAUCAACUGCUGAGAUUUGCAGAAGUCAACAUUAGUCUUCAUAAGCAAUCACACAGCAUAGUCUAAUUCGUGAAUAUAUUACAAAACUUUGUAGCAAUUAUCCUGCCAAGCCCAUCUUUUCAAACAUAUUCCAUCUACCUAUAAAGACAUUAUAAGGCACGCGCUAGAUGAUUUUAACAAAGCGUUUACGCUUGGAGUCUUUAUGAACGUCGGAACGAUUACAAAUGGCAAUUAGAUGAGUAGCCAUGUGAUUUACCUCAUAUGCAAUUCUCUAAGGAUGAGUACAAGCUUAACUGGACGCAACAACUUGGCUUUGUUUGGCAUCCGCCCAACAUUAACAACAUAACAAACACCUCUACCUGAAUCGUCCCUUUGAAAUGCUAUUUUUUUCAAAAAAAUGCACGUGUUGCAUAAACGUAAGUUGAUGGACGGAAGACGAUCCGUCAGUGUAAAAUAACGGAUUGGCCAACUUCUGGUGUCACUGACUGCCCAGCUCAUAAUAGGGGGCUAAAUUACCUGUUUGAUGACGUUUUGCAAUGUAACUAUAGUUUCAUAUGAUAGUUUUCCUCAGAUUGUCCCAAGCACGCAAUCCUAGAAUAAUACAUUGAGGAUAAAUUGCCUAUGUUAUCCAAGUAGGCUAAAUUCUGCUCGGUUUCCAUUCUUACAUCAGAAUAUUCAUUUAUGCCUUGUAAUAUGCAUUGCAAAAUACAUGCAUGUUCUCUCUUCCCCUAGUUACGCUCGAUGUAAUAUUGAGACGCUGGCCAGUCUUUCUGAUAGCGGGUUUGAUUUUUUUGGCGGCCUGGGUAAGUUCUUAAAUAGCAGAGUUAAAUUUAAUACACGCAUGCAUACUGAAAUAGUCAUAAACAGGUCACAUAUAUCGAAGUCUGAUGCGCGUUUCGAUAGAUAUAUUCGAUCGCGUUUUUCACUCAAGUACUGUUUCUCACCCUCCUCAUUUUCAAUACUAUGUUAGUGUGGAAAUUUAUGUGGUUUGCGAUUAAAAGUUGUUGCCUACCUGUCAGAGGUCAGGGUCAAAUCAUUGAUGGGGACACAUUACUCCUAAAGUUGAUAAUGUCCGUGUUUUCAUUUGGCCGGUCCUUAUGUUCAUUUCGAUUUUCAGUGCUCUGUUAAAAACACCUUAGUAUAUCACCUGUCUGCCGCAAAUAUAUUUCUUUUUCUUGUGAUAACGUAAGAGAUAUCCAAGGUUUCAUUUUAUUCACAGUGAAUGCGUUUCAAUUAUUUCUCAAUUCGCACCUUGCUUUAUUCUGACACUAACGUCCCAUUGUUGCGCGAAGUACAAAUUUAUUCGUGCCGGAAUUAUCCCAAGCUGUACUGAUGCGACUGUUACCGAUUUGCCCAAUGCUGAAAUACAAAUUAACGCAGAAUUUAAAUCACUUGUUUUCGCUUCUGCGUAAAGACGUGCACUAAACAUCAUUAAAUGCACUUUAGCCGCAAUGGUAUCCUUAGACAUACAGUGAGUGACCGAUCUCUGGAAAUAAUGCCUGAAAUUGUGAAGUGCGUUUUCAUUUACCUAGGCGCGGUUCUAAUACUUAUUGUCCUGCGUCAUAAUCCUAUGAUAUUUCGGACCAAGUAGGAUAUCAGCUUUUUAAUACACUGCUUUUCAAUCUUCUGUUGAAACCAUACUCGGUAAAAAUGACUACUUAAAUUCCAUGCACUUUUCCCAUUGAUUUUCAGUGGUCUUACACUUUUAAAUAUAUCUUAUAUAAACCAAACACACAUGCAAUCUUUCAGCAGUUUAGUAUAAAUAUACGCCCUCUUUAUAGUUUCUGCUCUAGGAAGCAGUAUAAUAGGGUUUUUAAAAUGUUCCCAAUUAUGCGAUUUUUUAUGAACACACAAUGGCCAUUCGCAUAGCAUCGUAAAUGGACGUUAAGCACAGCUCCUCAUGAAAUGUACAACAUGGUCCGCAUCCAUUACAAAAGUAUAUGAACUCUGUAUGAUAUCUUUUUAAAGGCAUAUAAACAUAUAUGUUUUUUAUUAAGCUGAACGAAUACACCUUGUAGACUGAAAUCAAUAAGCUCUAAUACAACAAAUGUUCGGUCUCUAAAUUAUUCGGUAAUUAGAUAACUUCUUUAAAACGUAAUUGUACUCCUUCUUCAAGUACUAAAUAUAAAGAUGCCGUCAUUCUCUAUUAACAUGUUGAAAGGCAUGUUUUUGUUGACGGUUUAUAUAAGAUAUAUUUAAAUUCCCAAGACCAUUUAAAAUCAGUGAAAAAAGUACAUGCUAAUUAAAUAGUCAUUUUUGCAGAGGACGGUUUCAACAGAGGAUUGGAAAGUAAUGUAUACAAAGCUGAUAUCCUGCUUAGUGCGAAAUAUUAAAGGAUUAUGCUGCAAGAUAACCUGUAUUACCAAAACGCUCAGGCCAUCCUUCCUAAUCAAAAACGCAUUUCAGAAUUUCAGCCGACAUGCAGCCGGAAAUAUAAGGCUUUGACCUUCAUAACCGACUCGAAUAGCCGAACUAAAAUAAUUUUGAAAAAAUAGCCAAUGUGUGCUAGUCUAGCAUUCUGUACGUGGCGGUGGAAGAUAUAAUAAGUGUUAAACUGACUGAGAUUUGUCGCAUCGUUGCCUUAUAUAUUGUGGUCAUCGACGGAGAUAGCGCAUUUUUUGGUGCACUGGGUAGAGGAUUUGAGCUAUAUCUGUCUCACGUACCCCUCCUUAAACAGUGUCAAGACGGAAGGAGGUGUGGUUAUCACAGUAAACAUCAAAUAUGACUUGCUUAUAUGCGUAUGCCACGCACGACCAAGUGUUUUCCUAGCCUGAAGGGGUCACACUAAACGACAUCUAUAUCUCUAAAUGAAAUAUGCAUCUUAUGUUUCCUUACAGUCGUUGACGAUAUUUUUGGGGGUCUACACGUCCGUCAAAUACGCAAGGAGUAGAAAGCAAAAGUAAUCAAUGGAACGCCUCGGUAUCGAGAUUUCAUACUCCGUCUUCUACGUGGUCACGCAACAGCCCUCAAUCUCAUAAGUGUCAUGUUAUCCCGUCUAUAUGUUUGCUGUGUUAAAUAAAGGAAAUUUAAACGGCGAACAUGCCUUUUAUUAUGCACGACCAAAUUAAGCGCAAUUUUAAUUUUCCAAUCUGCGGACAGGCGUUUGCAGCAUACCGUAGGUGGGCUUACUUAUGAAAGGUCAACUAAAAUUCCGAAAUGCGUUUUCGUUUCGAAAAAAAAAUACUAAAGUAAAGUCUUAAAGUAAUCAUCGUGCUGCAAAAUUGUACGUCCAGGAAUGGCAACUGAUUGUUGACUUCCUCUUCCAUAGUAAACUGAAUAUCGGGAAAGAUGGAGUUCAACAAUGCCUUGAAAGCCUUCACCUCGCUCCUCUUGAUUACAACGAACGUGUCGUCGACGUAUCUGGCCCAGAACUUCGGGGGGUACGAGCUAAAGACCUGCUGCUCGAGUCUCUGCAAAACUGCUUCGGCAAUUAGUCCAGACAGAGGCGAGCCCAUCGGUGUCCCCUUCUUUUGCUCGUCGACUUGGCCGUUGAAUGUAAAGAAGGUCUUAAGACACAGUUCUAGGAGCUCGAUGAUGUGUGCCCGUUUGAGCUGUUGGUCGGUUUCAUCAUACUUUUCCCGGAGAAAGCCAUCAAUAGUGUCGAUAGCCAGCGCGGGUGGGAUGGAGGUGAAUAAUGAGAUCACGUCGAAUGACACCAUCACCUCAUCUGCCUCCACCUCGAGAUGUUUGAUGCGCGUCAAGAACUCUUCAGCCGACUUCACUGUCCACUACGAAUCCUUGGUAAGGAAACAAAGUUGCUGGUACAGCCACUUUGACAGCCCAAAGGCUGGAGUGCCACGUAAGGGGACGAUGGGGCGUAGCGGCACCCCCUGCUUGUGGACCUUUGGUAGGCCGUAGAAGCGCGCCAUCGCGGUAUCACUGGCUUUGGCGGCCAACGCUUCCCUUCUCGUAAGAGCUCCCGCCUUCCUCAGCUUGUCGAUCGUAUUGUUUAUGCUGUUUACGAGCUUCUUGAACUCGCUGACGGUCGAUGGCGCAUAAGCUUCCUUGUCCAUCAAGAGGUUGCCUAGUUUUGUGCAGUACUCAGCCUAAUCCAUGACGAUAGUCGAGCGCCCCAGCCGGAAAUAUAAGGCUUUGACCUUCAUAACCGACUCGAAUAGCCGAAGUAAAAUAAUUUUGAAAAAAUAGCCAAUGUGUGCUAGUCUAGCAUUCUGUACGUGGCGGUCGAAGAUAUAAUAAGUGUUAAACUGACUGAGAUUUGUCGUAUCGUUGCCUUAUAUAUUGUGGUCAUCGACGGAGAUAGCGCAUUUAUGGGUGCACUGGGUAGACGAUUUGAGCUAUAUCUGUCUCACGUACCCCUCCUUAAACAGUGUCAAGACGGAAGGAGGUGUGGUUAUCACAGUAAACAUCAAAUAUGACUUGCUUAUAUGCAUAUGCCACGCACGACCUCGUGUUUUCCUAGCCUGAAGGGGUCACACUAUACGACAUCUAUAUCUCUAAAUGAAAUAUGCAUCUAAUGUUUCCUUACAGUCGUUGACGAUGUUUUUGGGGGUCUACACGUCCGUCAAAUACGCAAGGAGUAGAAAGCAAAAGUAA